AGCGUUGUAAAGCUUUUAAAUAUAUCAAUCGGUUUGAGCUUUGAUUCGGCAAAUCCGUUCUUUCGCAUAUUCUGGGCGCAGUCUACGCUGUUACGGUUACCGACACACUCUCUCGUCUCUUCGUUCUGAUUUCCAUGAAGAUUGAACGUUAGGUAGGUCACUACGUCCUAGUACGCCUAAACCUUUACCCCCAGUUGUCGACCAGCAGCGCUGGAUACUAUCGACAGCUCAGGAUCACUCAUUCGUAUUUCCCUCCGAUAAUUUCAACAUCCUUCCUGUACUAGCAACCGACCGUCUACAAGACAACGGACAAGCUGAUAUCCACCCUGUUUCCGCUGUUAGGACGCCCGGGACGCUCGGGUUCUUAGGGUACCAUGGCAGCUACCUCUACCCUUUCUGCCCCCGUGCUUGAUCGGGCUAGUCACGCCCUCUUGGAUCCUGCCAUAAUGGUGGAGAACAAAGUGUGUCCAGGAUGCAAGAAGACUGUUGUUACGGAAGACGGAAGCGUGGUGGUUGCAUUUGGUCAAUCCUUGUUCCACGUUGAUUGCUUUAAAUGCGCAAAAUGCAACAACCAAGUAACUGCAGACACGAACCUUCUUUUACUUUCCGAUGGUUCCCCCGUGUGUGCGGAUUGUUCAUACUGUUGCAAUGUCUGUGGACAACCCAUCCUGGACGAAGCCAUCAUGACUGGUGACGAUGCUUACCAUGCACACUGUUUCAACUGCAAGGUCUGCAAGAAACGUAUAGACGAACUUGUAUUUGCAAAGACCAGUCAAGGCAUAUACUGCAUGGAUUGUCACAAUGAGCGCGUUGCCAGGAGUCGACGUCAUCAGCAAAGGCGGGAGAAGGAGAAGGCACGCGAGAGAGCAGCAGGGGAAGCCAGUUCCGUAAAGGCGAGAGAGAAUGUGGUUCGUGAAGGCUCACAAGAUGCAUCCCGCAAUAGUAGAGAAGGUAGUCUCAAAUCGCGUUCUGGGAGUAUACGCUCGAAGAAUAGGCCUGGUACAAGUGACUCGGUUGAUCAGGCAUCAACCGGGUCCAGGGUAGAAUUACGACGGGAUUCAGCUUCCUCUCUGGGGGAACGAUCAUUGAAAGUUAAGAGCCCUCCGCAGAUCCAUCAAUCCAUUUCGCUACCGGCAUCUUCUGCCGCUGCAUCUGCACCUGCCACCACUGCUCCACCGCCGAUUCGUAGCAAGAGAUAUUCAACUAUGCUUUCGACAUCCGCUUCAUCGCCUCCGGAGUCAACUUCUGGGGAUACUAUCACCUCCACAGAUCAUGCGCGGUCGGCAACUCUCCCUGUAUCUAGAGCCGAUACGUUGACGGUGCCCUCAGACAACAAAACGUUGCAGAAGCGAAAGAGCUUCAACGACAGACCGCUCAAUGUGUUGCUGAAGGAGACCACUAAUGAACCGGUUCAAAAUGACAAUGCAAACGGCUUGCUUAUACCUAACGGCGGGACAUCCCGCAAAGACAAGCGUCGUUCGAUCAACCCUACCUUUACUCUGUCCUACAAUGGACUGCAAGAGCCUAGCCAGUCUCCCACUGCAACGUCCUUCGUUCGUUCGCAGACCCCGCCCGUACAAGAUCGUCUUCAAUCUCCACGACAGGACUAUUUCCCGAUCUCCAACGCACUUUCUCCUCCUCCUUUUACUGAUAGUCCAAAGCUUAACGUCAACCCUCUUUCCCAACUCUCCCCGCAAACCGAUGAGACUAAUCGCCUCUACGGUCGAACGCGUUCGGCCUCCUCCGCCACUUAUGACCCUUCUCGUGGAAUGGACCAGAAUGCUGCACUAAGACCUCGACCAAGUGUCACGCUUGAUCGAGUUCCCGCUCGGUCUAGCAGUCGAAUUGAUUUAUCAAGCCCUCAGCGACAGCCUGCGGGAUACACGCCUGCGUCAUCACCAGACGGUGGGCGGACAACACCUCAGUACUCAGAAGGUCGGAUUUCACCGAGUACAUUGAACAUCCCCAACGGCGUCCUGCGAACGCAAAAAUCGUUUGAUGAUCGGUAUCGACCUAGUACAUCAUCACUCAGAAACAGCGGAUCGACAAUUGAGCUUGCCCCUGGGUCCGGGAAUAGCUCUCGUCCGACCUCUCCCGCGCAUCGUGCAGAUGUACCUCAUGGAAUUGAGAGUGGGACGGAUACUGAAGCCGAGGGGGAGGACACGAGGCGAACUCACAACGGCCGAUACAACGAUGAUCGACCACCAGCACCUCCACCUAAGGAAGGUAAAGCUGGCAAGCGGCCCCCGGAUCUCAAACUGAAUACUGUGGUGGAUAACAAGGACGACGCAUCGGAUGCUGGACAACUCGAUAGUGAAGUCUCGUCUGAAGUUUCACAUGAGUCUUCGCCCGUGGAGCAGACCUCACGUUCGACAUUCAUUGCGCCCGCUUUGCCGCCGAUAAGGUUCUCGUUGGGUGCUGCAGAUUUCUCGGAUCUGCUUAAGUCUGUGGGGGGCCCUCAGUCGCUGAAGUCGCUUGCUGAGGCCAAGGAGGAUCCUUCGACUACAUUGAGUGCAGGCACUACAAGCACUGCAGCAAGCAAGACAAGCAAUGGUCGGCCGUUGACGCCUACGAGCGAGAUUACCGUUAUUGAUUCCGAUUUGGGACAUUCAGAUGUUACUCCAGUUAAGCGGCGUGACCUCACAAACAGUCGUGAUCCAGAUAUUACUAUCCGUCGAGAACGAUCUUCCUCUCGAAGUCAGUCUCCUUCACCUCUUUCCUCGAAUUCAUCCAAUGGUCAUUCGGCAACCCUUCCUCGAGCUGCCGGCGAUUCAGUGAAACGUAGCUUGGAUGGUUAUGGUGAUCGUACCAGUCGUACCUCUUUGGAUAUUCCUUAUUCUCGUCAAAGGUCGUACUCCGCGUCUCGUAGCGAUCAAUCACCUCGACCAUCCUUGGACAGUCGACUGACACAUCAGAGAGAGAUGACGGAACCUACGUUGUCUAAUAUUCUCCCCAGCACUCGCGUUACCUUGACGCCUGCUGAAAAUAACCCCUCCGCAUUGUCAAGACCAGACUCUGCUGACCUGAUAAGGCGGCGACUGCAAGAAGCAGUAAAUGAUGCUAGUGCGAGAGGUUCAGAGCAUGUGAAGCUCAACAUGGAGUUCGUCAACGCCAUUCUCAUGCUGGUCGACCAUCGCAGUCAAGAGUUCAAUGACAUGAAGCGAAGGCUAGAUGGCAUGAAGAGAGCCAGCCAACAGUACAUGGACGGUCUGACUGUCGCGCAAACUGAAUAUGACAGGGAGCUUCGUGCUAGGCGAGACGCUGAAGCAGAAGUCACUCGGCUCCGAAUUCUAUUAUCAGGUCAAGCUGCCCGACUGACUGCUAUUUCGGGUGAUUCGCGACGACAAGAAGCUCAGAGGGCUCUAUCGCGUGAGCUUAGCGAUAGUUUGUCAAUACUUGAGAAAGACCUGUCCAAACUAAAGGUCGAGCGAGAUAUGACCCUGGCGGAAGUCGAGGAGCUGUCUGCGACCAAGAGUAACUCUACGAUCGCUGAUGAAGGUGGUGAUACAACGAUGAAAAUCGGGCGCUCACUGUCCAUGCGGUUCGACAAUAUCAAGAACCAAUACGAGCAUGAACUGCUUCCUCUCACUCAGAAGAGAGAGAACCUGUUCCGCGAAAUCGAAGAACUCAAGGCUUCUCGCAACGCCUUCUUAGAGGAGACGACUAUGUUGAACGCGCGAAAUGAGGAACUUGCUCAGCUCAAUGCCCAAUACGCCCGCCGAAUGGAAGCAUCGGGAAUGGAUCCAAGUCAUAUCCCGGAGAGACUUAGUGAAGACAAGAAUGAGCUCAAGUCCCAACUGACAUCGUCAACGACUUCUUCGACCGUUGCUCUAACGGAAGAAUCUGCAGACUCUAAGUUCAUCAGGACCACCAAGCCCGACGUUCAAGAACAGCAUACCCCUCAGUCAAGACCGAAGUUCAUCAAAUGGCCCGGAAAGGCUGCUAAGGAACUGUUUUGGCCUGAUGCUAACAAGCAGAAGCCUCGCGCAGAGCAUGCUUUCUUGCAAGUCAGUGUGUUGCGUGUUGCUCGAUGCGAUCACUGUGGAGACAAGAUGUGGGGUUCCCAACUACGAUGUUCGAAUUGUAGCAUUGCCGUUCACACCCGCUGUGUACAUCAGGUGCACUUGGCAUGCUCACAGCAAGCCAAUGGCCAGCGUGACGAAGCACCAUCUGUCACUAUCAAUGCUCCAGGCCCUUCACUAUUUGGAAGAGAUCUGACCGAACAAGUGAAGGCGGAUUGGAAGGACGAGCAAAACUUUGUUCCGGUCAUUGUGGAGAAGUGUAUCGAUGCUGUGGAUCUUUUAGGCCUGGAAUACGAGGGUAUCUACCGUAAGACUGGCGGUUCUCGAUUAUCCAAGCUUAUCACGCAGCUGUUCGAGAGCGGGGAUUACGCAUCCUUCGAUCUUCGUGAUACGGAUCGUUUCAAUGACAUCUGUAGCAUCACCUCCGUUCUCAAGACUUACUUCCGAUCCUUGCCAAAUCCGUUGUUGACUUUCGAGCUUCACGAAAACUUCAUCUCAGCUGCUAAUGUCAAGGAUCCUGCUGUGAAGCUAACAAUGAUAAGCGAACUGGUACAGGAGUUACCACGAGAGCACUACCACACUUUGAGGUCGUUAAUGCUCCAUCUGCAUCGGUUUGUCAAUAUGCAUGCUUCGCGGUGUAUCAUUGCUGAACUGUACAUAUUCAGGGUAUGUCAGAGGAGCGAGACGAACCUCAUGCAUGCAAGAAACCUCGGUGUGGUAUUCGGACCAACUCUCAUGCGCUCUCGUGAUCCUAAUGCCGAGUUCAGCGACAUGGCUGGUAAAGCUCUAUCCAUCGAAUGCCUGGUAGAGCACGCACCUACGGUGUUUUCGCCUCCGAGUUAACCCUCAAUACUGGUGUUUAUGCAUACUUAUUCUUUCUGGGUCUUCAUGUUUUACAAUCAUUUCAUUCGACUUUGGCUUUUCGCGGUGCUUAUCUUUACUUUCGUUUCUUCUGUUAUUGAUCUGCUUAGAGGAACAUCCAUCAUGUAUAACAGCAUGACAUCACUGUAUUCCUUUUUCAUUCAGGUCUGUUCCUGUAUUUCCAUUUCCUCUCUUUUGCGUUUCUUACGUACAUGAACCCCCUCCUUUUUCGGUUUCCUUUCUUUCAUUCGGCAUUUCUUACUUUGGGGAAGUCUGUGCUACAGUUUCUUUCGCAUCGAUAUCACAUCUAUGAAUACCUACAUCCUAUCCGUACACGUAUACCCUGCCUUGCAGCUAGUUGAGGUCACGGAUAUGGACUGUAAUCUUAUUUAACUGCUCGCUCGAGAUCAAUCUUGGGCAAUAGUAUAGACAGAACAACAUGUCUGUUUCUAUGGUUCAUGAAGCGAGUGCCCUCUUCAUUUCCUCUUCGGUAUGUUCCCACAACUUUGCCUCGAUUUCUUCCGAACCAUAAUACCGCGAGUCCCCAAUGUCAUCACCCUUCUCGUUCCUCCUGUUAGCGCC
Messenger RNA from Somion occarium, 5465 nucleotides. The record is from the annotation of a GenBank genome assembly. NCBI's taxonomy places the organism in Eukaryota, Fungi, Basidiomycota, Agaricomycetes, Polyporales, Cerrenaceae.